GAAGUGAUUUGAAGGCACACAACAACAGUACAAUGAAUGUGACGUCGAAGGCAUCCAUAGUUUUUGUGCAGCUGUUCCUUGAACAGUCUCACUGUGUGUCCAGGAAGGUUGCAAUGUUCUGCAACUGGUUUUUGGGCAUUGCUAUUUCUAAUGUUGGAUUUGUAUGUUCAUUAACAUAGAGGCAGUCCUGUUUGUCCAGUGCAGAGCGUGGAGGGGCAUUGCAUUGCCAUAUAUAUUGUGUUGGAAGAAGAGCAAGGAAAUGUACUCGAUGCAUUUACCUUCACUUAUCAAUCUGAACAAGUAAUCAAAUUAGGCCUUGCUUGUGAGCAUCUCUGGGGGACUGUGUCCCAGGAGAAACACUGAGCUAGCUGGCCUGUUGCAUGCAACUUCUUUGGAAGAAGGAAAUUGUCUCUUGCUGAGCCUUUGCCUCUAAAGAAAGCUUGGAGUACAGAGUCCAGCAUAAAGAGAGAUCUGGGGUGAACUUGCUAUACAUGGCAGGGUCAGUUCAGGUGAGCAUUUCAGUGCAUAAAGUUUGCUGAAUAGCAAAGGAGAGUGAUUGAUUUUAAAAGCCAAGAACGUAAGAGGAGGCCUGCUGGGCCAGAGCAAAGGUCUAUCUCAUCCAGCUGCCUUUGUCUCCUAAUGGCCAACUAGAAGGUUCUGGAAACUUACACUUAUUCCCCGCCUUCUCCCUUAAAUUGGCAGUCCAGGUACCUUACAAAUUAAAAUGGAACCGGCACAAAGAGAGGUGGGAAAUAAAUAAAUAACAAAUAGGAAUUAAACAUACUAAAGGUCUAUGUAAAACCAGACUUUAGCUGCCAAUAAUAAUAAUGUGUGUGUGAGAGAGAAAGAGUUUUUGCUGUAUCCCCUUAACCACGUUUCCCCCCUAAACUAGCCCCGUCCCCCCGUGCUUUAGGCAUUAGCAAUUGUGGAAGGUGGUCCAGCCCCAUAACAAUUGGAGAACCGGCUGCAUUAAUUUCUGUCAAGCCGGAAGAGUUUCAUUGUCUUUCCUGAUACAGUGGGCCCUCCCCAUUUACAGCUUUGACUUUUGUGGAUUGGAUUAUUCAGAGAUUUGAUUACUGUACUGUGUUCUCUCUCGGUGCCAGUCUGUGGUCAGUUUCCACCAGAGAUUGCAGAGGUCACCUAGAGAGAACACUUCUCCAGGCAUUGGGUUUUUUGGUCCUCUGGCAGGCGCUGGCAAUAGAAUAGAGAGAUUGCUAGAGAGGUGUUUUCUCAGGUAAAAGAAACAGUGGUCUUUUUAUUUGCCGUCUUUCCACUUUCAUAGGGGCCCUGUGUCCCUAACGCCAGCAAAUGUGGAGGAUCCACUGUAAACCAUUGCAUGGACUUAGUAUAUUCUUUCAUCCAGUAUGGGAGCCUUGACGUUUCACAGAAUAGAUUAAAACAAAAGCAUGGCUAAAAUGCAGUUUUAUAGAGUCAGCCCUCAGCAUUCGCAGGGUUGGGUGCAAGAUCCCUGCGAAAGUGGGAAAGGCACAAAGAUAGGUCUGCUGUUGUUUGUACCUAACUUAACACUUCUCUGGGCAAUUCUAGAUCCUCCGGCACAAUUCUGUGGAAUCACUCUGGAGGACCUAGAAAUGCCCAGAGAAAACAUCUUUCCAGUUGCGAAUAGGGCAGCAGCAGCAGCAGGGGAGGUGACAGCAAGGGCAGCAGAUUAAUUUGAGCCAUCUGCAGAUAAUCAAAUCUGUAAAUACUUAACCCAUAAAUGUGGAAGGACCUCCGCAUAUUUUAAAAAGCUCAUAUCCUAUGAAAAACGGCAGUAAUGUAAAAUAGUUUGAAAACAUUGACAACAUAACAGAGGACAAAAAUGCAGUGCUCCCCCUUUAAAAGCCUCUUCCAGAGCAACCAGUUAAUGGCCCAAAGCCUGUCUGAAUGAAAAUCCCUUUGCCUGCAGAUGAAGGAGGCAGAAAGGGGCCCAGUCUAGCUUCCAGUGGGAGGUGGUCCCACAGCCUCCUGGGAGCAACCCCCACCAAUGCCUUCUUUACACAGAACCGCCUUUGCCACUUGCUUGUCCUUUCACCCAGCCUGAAGAGGUCCUUUUGAAGCCCUUUGAAAUCCACUUGUAUUUUCUCCAGGCCAAUAAGUUUGUGCAACCCAGAGGCCUGAGCAGCUCCUGCUGGCUCUUUGUUCCUGAUAAGGUAAACACGCUUUUUAAAAGCCCAGAUUGACGGGGGUCUGCCUUGUUACUUCCCUUCAUUGUGAAAACAGUCUCUUCCCCUCUGCUUCCUGUCCUUUUAACUUGUUUCUAAACUUGUAUAGGGACCCAUCCUUUAAUUUCCCCUGUUCUAGCCAAAGGCUUGCUGCCCCCCUUUCAACGGUGGGGAGCCUGGAGGUGGGCAAGAGUCUGGUUGUUUUUCUGCAAGGUCCCGGACUUAAAGAGUUUCAUGUUUGGGCGCUCUUGAUAAGGCUCUCCUUUGGAGCUGUAAAUGAGUAAUUGAAAGGCAGAAGAGGAAAGUCUCUUUGCAUUUGUGACUGGUGCUGCUGGUGCCCAUUUCAGAGUUUGCCAGAAGGAAGAGGAACAGGGGCCUGAAAACCUAAAAGGGUUGGCAGAGCCAGAAAUGUCCCUGUUGAGGUGCUGAGGAUGGUUGAGAAACUGGGAAAGAGGUUGUCUGGAUCCCCUGGUCUGGGGAAAUCAGCUCUGGACUGGUUGGUGGGAUCUCAUCAGCUUUAUGGUGCCCCGGAAAGAAGAUCUGGCCGGAAGCUGACCAGAAGGUGGACAGCGGGGAGGGGGCAUGACACCGGCAGAGCAACUGUUCCAUUUGUAUAUUUCUUGCAUGUGUGUUCUUCCCUUCCUUUAAGGAGCUCAGGGUAGUGUUUCAGCCUGGUCCAGACCUAGCAAGGCGGUGGGCACAGAGAGUCUCUGUUGCUAAUGGGAGUUGUGUUUUCAGGAUCUCCAGAAAGGCACACCUGGCAAUGGAAGAUACUUGACAUUUGCGUGGCAUUUAACAUCUGGGACCUUGUCUUUGGCUCCCCUGUUUGUGCACUUGGGAAUGAUGUUUCUGGCUCCAUGGCCUUGCAGAGGAGGAUGCACCUGAAACAGCUGGUGGCAGUGGGGACUUGCGUGGGAGUGUCACUGCACCGGACAUGAAGAUGCACCACAAACAGGGCGAUGCAGCAAAUGGGUGAAACUGUGUCCAGACUUUGAUUUCCAAACAUUCCUUUCAGCAUUGCCAGCAAGGUUCUUUCAGGGAUGAGCAGCAGUGCUCCAGAGGACCUCCUGGCAUAGCUCAGGCUGCAAGAUCCAGUCCUCCUUUGGAUUCCUGGGCUGGUGGCCUUCACCAAAGGCGAAGAAGAUGUCUCCCUCCCUGAACGGCCAGGCUGUGGUCACCCACUUUCUGGUGGCCCUCUUUGGGAUGGGCUCCUGGGUCUCUGUCAACUCCCUAUGGGUGGAGCUGCCGGUUGUGGUGAAGAGGCUUCCAGAAGCAUGGAACCUCCCUGCCUACCUGUCUGUCCUGAUUGCCCUGGGAAACAUUGGUCCCGUGGGCGUGACCCUGGUUCACCACUUUGCCCCUGGGAAGCUGAAAGAGCGUUGGCUCAUCCACUCCAUCCAGGCCUUAGCUGUGGGGGCAUCCCUCUUCCUGGCGCUCUUCUGGGACCACACAUCCACGGUGGCUGGUGAACAGCACAGCGUGGCCUACUUGGUGCUGGCGUUCCUGCUGGCCUUGGUCUGCUGCACCUCCAAUGUCUCAUCUCUGCCCUUCAUGUACCAGUUCCCACAGCUCUACAUCCGGACCUUCUUCAUUGGGCAGGGACUGAGUGCCCUCCUGCCCUGCGUGUUGGCCCUGGGGCAGGGUGUGGGGCAGCUGGAAUGCCCCAAUGCCACGCAGGGUGGCAACGCAUCCCAGCCCCACUAUUUGGAGGAGAAUUUCUCAGCCACUACUUACUUCUGGCUCCUCAUGAGCAUGCUGGCCAUCUCAGGGCUUUCCUUCCUGGCCCUGGUGAUCUGGCAUGAGCAUGGUAAUGGUGACGGUAGUGGCUCAGCUGGGGAGAAGAGCUCUUCCAAGGAGAGUGUGGAAACUGAGGAGUCCUUCCCACUGCAGACUGAUAGCACGCCCGCCUCUGAGUGCGCCCUGGAGAAUGCAGCCACUACAGGGGAUUCGGCCAAGCCUCCAGCUGCCCCUUUCUGGACGGGGAGGAACAUCUUCCUGCUGGUGCUGCUGGGGGUCUCCAAUGCCCUGACCAAUGGGGUCCUACCCUCUGUGCAGACCUACUCCUGCCUGCCUUACGGGGUCAUGGCCUACCACCUGUCGGUGGUGCUCAGCAACAUUGCCAACCCCGUGGCCUGCUUCCUUGCCAUGUUCCUGCUCUGUAGGUCGUCCCUGGGUCUGAGCAUCAUCUCAGCUGCAGGCUGUGUCUUUGGAGCCUACCUGAUGGGGCUGGCAGCCUUAAGCCCCUGCCCACCGCUGCUGGACAGCCCUGUUGGCACCGCCGUGGUGGUGAUCUCCUGGAUUCUCUUCCUGGGCCUCUUCUCCUACCUGAAGGUGGUGAUCGGCAGCUUGCUCCAUGAGGCUGGACACGCCGCCUUGGUUUGGUGUGGGGCCAGUAUCCAGGCUGGCUCCCUGGUGGGGGCCCUGGUCAUGUUCCCUCUCAUCAGCGUCUACCACCUCUUUGAGAGCGGGAAGGACUGUGUGGACAACUGCAGGGUGUGAGCAUUGCUGGGGGAUGGCAAGAGGGGUCCCCUAGGACUGGAGGCCUCUCCGUUAGAGCCGGUCCCUGAGGCCUCAGAAGAACGGUUCCUCCGGCUUCCAAGGUGGCACUUCACGUUUAGCACUUGCGGCAGCCAUCGCUGCCAGAGAGGUUUCUUUGACCUCUUUCCUAGCUUUUGGGGGGGAAAUCUCCCAGACAAUCAGUCUCCCCAGUCCUGGCUUUCCUGUCUCAGCCAGGUUUUCCAUGGGAGUGGGGAGGAGGAGGAGAGGGUCUCCUGUAAGACAGUCUGUACCUCCAAACCCUUACCGUCUCCUUGGACCUAGCCUGUCGGUGGAGAGGCAAUUUCUUAUACUGCACACAUGCACACUUCUUCCCAGGAAACCUCUGUUGCUUUUUGCCUUGGGCUGUGGGAAGUGUUGACCUUUUCUCUGUAGCCAUACAGUGCCAAGCUGGCCUCCGCAGAUCCGUGGGUGGGUGGGUGGCACCCAUGUUGCCAGGUAAGCAAGUGCAGCAGUGGUGGGGGACUCAUGUCUCUCAGGUCUCUGACUGUCCACCUCAGAAGAGAGUGGUGGGUAGUGAACUAUUGUAUACGCUCAUGUAUAAAUCUAGAGAUUUUAAUCAAAAAGUCAACCCAAAUAACCUAGAUCCACUUAUCCAUGGGUCAGUAUAGUGGGCCCUACUCUUACGUGGGGGAUCCAUUCUGGAUCCCCCCCCCCCCCGCGCGUAAGAGAAAAACAACAUAAGCUCAAGCCCCAUAAGGAGUAAUGGGGUUUGCUGUGUGGCGCACAACACAGUCACGCACUGCAUUACUCCUCCUGGGGCACAGGAGCCUUAUUCUGGCACGGGUUCCAGCGUAUGCUGAAAGCCGCGUAUGGUGUGCCGGCAUAUGACGCAGGUGCACUGUAUACUUACUGUUCCUUAACUCUUAUUGACAAAGGAAUCAGUCUCUUCUCUGAGUAGAAUAGCAAAAGGGGAGAGUUUAGUCCAUCCCGGAAGAAUCUAAAAGAAGCACCAGAUUCCCUCUACUCUGUUUACCAUAGUGCCAUUUCUGACCUUUUUGAAUGCCUAGGUGAGAAAAUGGCACUGAUGACGCCUCUUUGGCACUUCCCUUAAAGCAGCACUAAGAGAGUAGGGGGGUCAUUGCUUCUUUUAGGUUCUCCCGGGACGGACUAAGCUCUCUCCUUUAGCUACUCAGAGAAGGGGAUGGCUCCUUUUUAAAUAAGAGUUAAUACUGUACCUUUUAGCUUUUGCCUCCUUUUUAAUGUGUAUGUUUCCUGAGUUCUGCCUGUCCCAUAUCACACGGACACCGUUUCCCUUUGUUCCCUCCUCAUCCAUCCAGCCUUUAAGGUGAGCACAAACAGUUAUGCCUGCUGGAAUACUGUAAGUACUUUGGCAUUGUUUUGCUUUACUUUGUCCUUUAUAUCCUUGGUUAGAUAGCCCUAAGUUUUACCCUUGACUUAUCCAUGGGUCAUAUCAAAAAUCCAUAAUUUUGGCCUCAAAACCUUGACUUAUACAAGAAGUUGACUUAUACAUAAAUAUAUACAGUGAAGCAGGCGUGGAUGUUUCCAUGCCCCUGGCUUGACUGCUGCUCCUCUCCUCUUCAGUAGAUAAGCCUCAUGCAGCUCUGGAGAAUGGAGGAGUUUUGCCUAAUUCCCUUCUGCAGGGGCUGCUUUGUCUCAGGUUUGUGGGGCUCCCCUCCCUCACCAGCCUUGCCUUAAGCGUAGCACUCUCUUUACGUUGGGACCAAAGUCACCCCUGCUGCGGGGGGCUCCCUUUUCCUCCCCCAAAUUCCUUGUCCUGAGUCUGGUAGGGCUGCAGCCUUCCUGGAAUGGUUUUGGUAAUGGCAAUGGCUUCAAGGAUGCCACAAGGAAAGGCCUACUGUUCAGUGGCACUGAACAGUAGGAAAGACUCAGCCUUGUAAUGGGCAGCUGGUGACAGUCUGCAUUGCGGGGAGAUCAGGAAUAAACUCUUUUUCUAUCUCA
Messenger RNA from Sceloporus undulatus (fence lizard), 6641 nucleotides. RefSeq names its product solute carrier family 52 member 2 (gene SLC52A2). Gene Ontology annotation, molecular function: riboflavin transmembrane transporter activity. NCBI's taxonomy places the organism in Eukaryota, Metazoa, Chordata, Lepidosauria, Squamata, Phrynosomatidae. The record is from RefSeq and is a predicted model, not a curated record. Gene Ontology annotation, biological process: riboflavin transport. Gene Ontology annotation, cellular component: plasma membrane. The transcript is spliced from 7 exons. The coding region runs from base 3306 to 4661 and encodes 451 amino acids.